GUGUGACUGCUGUAUGAAGCAUGAGUGCUGAUGAUCUCUCCUCCACAGUAAAGCUAGAGGAGCAGAGAACUGACUGUGUAUGUGGGAAUAGCGGCAGAUACAGGGAGACAGUGCAGAAGUACAGAAGCUCCUCCAUUGAUUAGCGUUCUACCCAUCCUUGAUCAUCAUUUAAAACUCCAUCAUCAUGUCGGCAAAGUUCGAACAUGUGCAGAAGAAAUGGGCAGCAGUGAAAGGUCGUCUGGGCACGUCACAGGACUCGGACUCAAGCCCGAUUGAGGCCAACCUGGAGAAUGCUGAACCGGAGCUGUGCAUCCGCCUGCUACAGGUGCCCACUGUGGUCAACUACUCUGGUCUAAAGAAGCGGCUAGAGAGCAGUGAUGAGACAUGGAUGGUCCAGUUUCUGGAGCUGUCAGGCCUUGAUCUGCUGCUGGAGGCCCUGGACCGGCUCUCGGGUAGAGGCUGCUCGCGCAUCACUGACGCUCUUCUGCAGCUCACCUGCGUCAACUGUGUUAGGGCCGUCAUGAACUCGUCCAAAGGGAUCCAUUUCAUCAUUGAAAAUGAGGGCUAUGUGCGCAAGCUCUCGCAAGCUCUGGAUACAUCCAACGUCAUGGUGAAAAAGCAGGUGUUUGAGCUGCUGGCUGCUCUCAGCAUGUUCUCUGCGGAGGGAUAUAGAUUGGCUCUGGACGCUCUGGACCACUAUAAGACUGUAAAGAUGCAGCAGUACCGCUUCAGUGUGGUCAUGAAUGAGCUACAAAGUACUGAUAAUGUACCCUACAUGGUAACAUUGCUUAGUGUGAUCAACGCCCUAAUCUUCAGCACUGAUGAUCUACGUCAACGGGACAAGAUGCGCAAGGAGUUCAUUGGUUUGCAGCUCCUCGACGUUCUACCCAAACUGAGGUGA
This is a messenger RNA of Trichomycterus rosablanca, 901 nucleotides long. RefSeq names its product inverted formin 2 (gene inf2). Gene Ontology annotation, biological process: actin cytoskeleton organization. Lineage: Eukaryota; Metazoa; Chordata; Actinopteri; Siluriformes; Trichomycteridae. The transcript is spliced from 5 exons. The coding region runs from base 185 to 901 and encodes 238 amino acids. Gene Ontology annotation, molecular function: actin binding; small GTPase binding. The record is from RefSeq and is a predicted model, not a curated record.